Erythranthe guttata (spotted monkey flower) is the source of this 1638-nucleotide messenger RNA. RefSeq names its product Pyridoxal phosphate (PLP)-dependent transferases superfamily protein (gene AGD2). Lineage: Eukaryota; Viridiplantae; Streptophyta; Magnoliopsida; Lamiales; Phrymaceae. The record is from RefSeq and is a predicted model, not a curated record. Gene Ontology annotation, biological process: biosynthetic process. Gene Ontology annotation, molecular function: transaminase activity; pyridoxal phosphate binding.
UAAAGUUUCACUGGAAAUAAAGCACACUAUCCCGCACGCACAGUCGCUUCUUCCUCAGCCGCAUUUUCGAAAAUGUCUGCAAUUCAUCAGAUUCUCUCCACCUCCAUCUCCUCCUCCGCCUCCGCUUUCAUCGGCGGCCACACCAAUCUCAAGAGCGCCACCAAGUCAUCCAAUUUCGCGGUAGCGGGGAAAAUCAGCGGGGUUGUGAAAUGUGUCGCCUCAGCUGCUGAGAAAACUGCUUACACGACAAAGGUGUCGCGAAAUGAAAACAUGGCUAAACUUCAAGCUGGAUACCUCUUUCCGGAGAUUGCGAGAAGGAGAGCUGCACAUAUGUUGAAAUAUCCCGAUGCCAAAGUGAUCAGCCUCGGAAUUGGUGACACAACUGAGCCAAUUCCAGAUGUUAUUACUUCUGCCAUGUCAAAGAGAUCAUUUGCGCUGUCAACAUUUGACGGUUACAGUGGUUAUGGAGCUGAACAAGGUGAAAAACAAUUGAGGGCUGCCAUUGCUUCAACCUAUUAUGGCGACCUUGGCAUACAGGAAGAUGAUAUAUUUGUGUCUGAUGGUGCAAAAAGUGAUAUAUCUCGCCUCCAGGUUCUUUUUGGAUCUAAUGUGACGAUGGCUGUUCAAGAUCCAUCUUACCCGGCUUAUGUGGAUUCAAGCGUUAUCCUGGGUCAAACAGGGCAGUUUCAGAAAGAUGUAGAGAAGUUUGAGAAUAUCGAAUACAUGAGAUGUACACCAGAAAAUGGUUUCUUUCCCGAUCUAUCCACAGUUCGUCGGACAGAUAUCAUAUUUUUCUGUUCUCCGAAUAAUCCAACUGGUUAUUCUGCAUCAAGAGAGCAACUAACCAAACUUGUACAGUUUGCUAAAGAAAAUGGCUCAAUCAUAGUCUACGACUCUGCUUAUGCUAUGUAUGUAUCGGAUGAUAGUCCGAAAUCCAUUUUCGAGAUUCCCGGUGCCAAAGAGGUUGCACUUGAAGUAUCUUCCUUUUCCAAGUACGCUGGGUUCACCGGAGUUCGUCUCGGCUGGACUGCAAUUCCCAAAGAGCUUCUUUACUCCGAUGGAUUUCCAGUGGCUAAAGACUUCAACCGCAUUGUUUGUACUUGUUUCAACGGUGCAUCCAACGUUGCUCAAGCUGGUGGUCUUGCUUGUGUUUCAGCCGAAGGCAUUAAGGCCAUGCAUGAGGUAGUAGGUUUUUAUAAAGAAAACACGAGCAUUAUUGUGGACACAUUCAACUCGCUUGGUUUUAAGGUAUACGGAGGCAAAAACGCACCGUACGUAUGGGUUCACUUUCCUGGGCAAAGUUCUUGGGAAGUGUUUGGCGAGAUUCUUGAAAAGACUCACGUUGUGACCACUCCUGGGAGUGGUUUCGGACCUGCCGGUGAAGGGUUUAUCAGGGUCAGUGCUUUCGGACACAGGGAGAACGUUCUGGAAGCUUGUAGAAGAUUCAAGCAGUUGUACAAGUAAAACACUCACCUGCCACUGCAUUUCAUAGCAGCAUACUAUUGAUGAGAGUUUUCUAGUAUUCAAGCCUUCAAUUGAUAAUCGGACUGUGUUUCAACAGUCUUGUAAUGUUUUGUUUAUAUCCAGAUUCUUGAUUUUGUCACUGUUUUAUUCGAGUUUUCAAGAUCUUCCAAUGCA